Zasmidium cellare ATCC 36951 is the source of this 462-nucleotide messenger RNA. RefSeq lists its product as uncharacterized. The transcript has a single exon. The coding region runs from base 1 to 462 and encodes 153 amino acids. Lineage: Eukaryota; Fungi; Ascomycota; Dothideomycetes; Mycosphaerellales; Mycosphaerellaceae. The record is from RefSeq and is a predicted model, not a curated record.
AUGGCCAAACCCCACGCCCUCCAACCAAAACCCAACCCCACCCCAAAACACACCGCCCACGAACUCCAACGCAUCGCCUCCAACUCCAUGCACGUCUUGAACAUCCGGGACUUCUCCCACCAAACCCCCCUCGGCCUCGAAAUCCUCUCGCACAUCUCCUCGUCCUUCAGCGGCAAAGUCGACAACAUCCCGCAUCCGCUCAACUGGAAACAGCUCAACGACGUGUGGCGGGCGUGGUACGAGGCCGACGAGCGGCUGGAGUUCAAUAUGCGGAAUUGCUCGGCGUAUGUGAAUGAGGAGGAGGGGUUGGCGAAUGUGUAUAUGGAUAUGGAUGUGGUGGGGGUGUCGAAUGUGGAGUUGAAGGGGUUUUCGGAGUUGUGUUGGAGGAAGGAGGGCGGGAAGUGGAUGAUUUAUCGGUUUUGGGGAAGUCGGGGGAUGCCUGGGAAUGAUGGGUUCUUUUGA